Molecule: messenger RNA, 2725 nt
Organism: Patella vulgata (common limpet)
Lineage: Eukaryota; Metazoa; Mollusca; Gastropoda; Patellidae
Product: acyl-CoA-binding domain-containing protein 5
Exons: 10
Coding region: 29-1552 (507 amino acids)
Biological process (GO): fatty acid metabolic process; autophagy of peroxisome
Molecular function (GO): fatty-acyl-CoA binding
Source: RefSeq, a predicted model, not a curated record
UAUUCCAAACAUUAGAAUUCUAAACAACAUGGCGGAUACAGCUAAAGAAAAAUUCGAUGCUGCUGUAAAAGUCAUCCGAGGCUUACCAAAAAAUGGUACAUUCCAACCAUCUCAUGAAUUGAUGUUAAAAUUUUAUGGUUUUUACAAACAGUCGACCGAGGGACCAUGUAAACAGAGUAAGCCAUCAUUCUGGGAUGUUGUUAAUAAAGCAAAAUGGGAUGCAUGGAAUAAACUGGGUGAGAUGCCAAGAGAAGAAGCUAUGUUGAAAUAUGUUGAUGAAUUAAAAACAAUAAUAGAAACAAUGCCCCAAACAAAACAAGUAGAAGAAUUUAUGGAUACAAUCGGAAGCUUUUACGAAAUGAUUGAAGAGAAUGUUCCAGGGGAAAAGAAAUCAAAACCACUUAAAUUACAGAAUGGUGGUAAUGGUGAUCAUGAUGAUAGUGAUGAUGAAGAAAUAGAAAUUGAGAGUAACAUUUCUUUUAAUAAUGGUAUUGAUAAUAGUUUUAACCAUUCAGCUGCAGUUGAAGAUAUUUUACGUAAUGCAGAACUCAUGAACGCAAAGCAGCCACACAUCACAGUUAGAGAAAAUAACAUGGUCCAUCAACAGUUUUAUGUUGAAAAACCUAAAAAAGAUGAGAAUAGAGAGAAAGAAGAAAUAAAAAUAAAUGGAGGAAUGAAAGAUGAUGUAGAGAGUGGAAGUGAUACGGAUGAGUUUUGUGAUACAUCAGAUGAACCUAUUCAAGAUCCAUUAGAAAAUGGCCAUGUGAUACCAAUGUUAAAUACAUCCACACCAAUAACUAAAACAGAAAAUCGUGUUCAGUUCACAGAUAAAGACUCCAUUCAAACAGAAGCUCAAAUUCACCAAACAACACCUUCAUAUCGAUUCACGAAUAGUCAGAAUCUUCGUAUGGGUUUAUUAUCAAAUUCAGUGCCUUAUUCUUCCAAAUUCAAUCGUGAUACCCUCCUUUCAGAUAGCUUGUUAGUUAAUGCAGCUUCAAAUGACUCGUUAAACUUGUCGAUAGACAGUCAGUUAGGUGUUAGUCUCCAUCAUCCAGACAAUAGUGUUUUACAACAAACUUUUGACAAAUUAGAAAGUGAUUCAGUUAUGACACGUGGUGGGGGUAACUUACCUACAGGACAAGGGUCAUUUCCAGUUUCAACAGAUUUGACAGACAGAUCAGUGAGUGCUAGAGGUAAUGCAGGUAAUAUAUCUGGAAGUAGAAGAGGAUUAUUUCCCCCUGGAUCUGGUGGUGCUGGAGAGGAUGAAGACGAUGUAUCAAGAAUCCAUCAUUAUGGUGACCUGAAUCAACAAAUAGUGUUAACUUUAGUUCGUUUACAGCAGGAUAUGAAUAGUGUUUUAUCACGUCUGACAAAUUUGGAAGCAAUGACAGAGAGGCAAAGUCUGGAAAAAGAGAGACAGGAGUUGCACAAGAAGUCAACAUGGUGGCCGUUUGGUAACAUUUCUAAAAGAACAGCAGCAUUUAUAUUUAUCUGGCCAUUUUUAGCUCAUUUUAUUAUAGCAUUAGUCUGUAACAGAAGAAGGAGAAGAUAAUCAAAGAAUUGAAGAUAAUUUUCAAAUCCAAGAUUGAAUGAAUGAUUACAGGAAAAGAGAAUAAAAUAUAUAUUUUGAAGUGCUAAAUAUCUUUCUACAUGUAUUAUAUAUAUUUCACACUAUCAGCCAAACCAUAUCACUUUGUAGUGAUCUGUGACUAAAAAUAGUUACAUAAAUAUAGCUAGUGAAUCAUUUCUAUCAAGAUCAUUGUUAUCUAUAUAUAAAUUUCAAAGCUAAAAAAAAAAAAAACAUGACUAAUACAAAUAUGUAAGAUGUGAAUAUAUUUUUUAAAAAUUGCUCAAUUAAUAAAGAUAUGGAUUGUGUGAAAAAAUGCUGUGAAUGUGACAAUGGAUUUUGAGAGAAAGAUGUUAUGAAUAAAAAAUGGAAGCAAGUUUGUGAUAUUUCAAUGAUAAAUGUUAAUAUAUUUUAAAUACAGAUAAAUGACUGUGUAAGUAAUAUUUUAAAUGUGUAUUCUGUCUGUAUAUGAUGUUUAUAUGAAGCUGUGUGUCUGUAUAAUAAUUUAAAUAUUAAGGGCCAUAAAACAAAGCCAAGACUGACUUGUGUUCUUCAUACUUUAGAUCAAGCAAAUUCGUUUACCUUCUUUAAUUGAGGGUUUGAUGUUUUGAGCCCAAAAUUAAUUCCUUUUAUUGGGAUAUCUUCUUUGAUUAAGGGUUGGUUCUAUUUUUAGUUUCAGUCAUCUGUCUAGAAGUUUUUGCCAAAGAUAUCAAGAACAAAUUGGUCGAUCUUUAAACUCAAAGAAUGUUUUAACUAAAGUGCACCAUGGUAAUGCAACAAUUCUUCAAUAGGAACUCAAACAUGUCUUAGAAGUGCUAUUUUAAUGUGCAAUGUUAUUAAGGAUUGAAAAUUGAUUGUACAGUUAAAAUAUUUACUAGUGAUUGCCAAUGUUUAUUAGAUUAUAGUCUUCUGAUUCUCCAAACUGAUAUUAAUUUGAGAAACUUGUAUUAUUAACAAGUUUAUAGUUACCGCCAGAAUCUGAUUACUUAUUUGAUAGUAAAUCUACAUCUUGUGUUUCAGAGAAAUUAAAAGAUACUGUAAAUAUUGAAUCGCUGUAAAUGUUGACUACAUUGGAAAACUAAUUUUUUAUUUUGAUUGUUUUUAAUCUAUGUGAUUUUCAGUACAGAGAGAUUAAAAUAAAGGUUUUUAAAAAUGCUA